AACUUGAAAAAUAAGAGUGGGAGAAACUCUUUUCGGUGUUGGACUAUAAAGCCACGAUCAACCGAUUGAUGGAUCGUAGUGUCUUUUUUGCGAUUUACUUCGGAACUCGACCCUACCUAACAAAUCGUGUGUACGCUUGAGUAUUUUUAUUAACAAUAUGAUGCAUUCCCAUGCAACGAAAAGGGUCUCUAUCAUUUCUAUUUCGGGGCGGAUGCAGAUACCGGCAUCCAAACCAAGAGCACGAUACGGAUGUAGACACACACAGAGUCUUCUAAUGGCACUGGGCUUUCUCUGUUGUUAUGCCAUUAGGGUUACUACAUCAGUGACGUUAGAAGCAAUGACUAAUGCGAAAUCUGCAAAUCCUGAUUUUCCAGAAUUUCCAUGGAAAGACGCCACAAAGGAUAUAAUUCAGAGUUCUUUCUUCUGGGGAUAUGUGUGCACGCAAAUUAUUGGUAGCAUAGUGGCACAAAAAUGGGGAGCUCAUAAACUUUUCUCACUGGCGCAAUUCGCAUGUGGUUUGGUAACACUUUUAAUUCCCGUACUUGCCGAGUACUGUGGAUGGGAAGCGAUUUGUGCUACUAGAGUAAUCGCCGGUUUAUUUCAAGGCACUGUUUUACCGUGUCUUCACACAUUACUUUCGAAAUGGGCGCCUAUGGACGAAAGAGGGAGAAUCUCGACCUUCGUUUAUGCCGGGGGCUGGAUUGGAAACGUACUUUGUUUAUGGAGUACUGGACAACUGUCAGCUUCUCGUUUGGGAUGGCCUAGCUGUUAUUAUGUUUGGGGCUGUAUAGCAAUUGUUUCCAGUAUUCUGUUCUUUUUCAUCGGUAAAGAAUCACCCGCUGAACAUCUAAGUAUACCACAAGAUGAAAAAGAAUACAUUGAAAAUAGUCUUGGAAUGAUAGAAACAGAAGAGAAAUUAUCAACUCCUUGGAUUAAAAUAUUAACCAGUAUACCAAUGUGGGCACUAUUGGUUACACAGUCUGCUCACACUUGGGGCUUCUGGAUGCUUUUAACAAAAAUUCCUUCGUACAUUGGAUCAGUCUUUGAUACCGACAUACAAAACAAUGGUCUAUGGAGUGCACUACCAUAUCUCACAGCAUGGAUUUGUAGUUUCCCAAUUAGCUAUAUUUCGGAUGUCCUGAUUAAACGAAAUAUUUUAACCGUACAAGCAUCGAGAAAAAUUUGUAAUACGAUCGGUGAAUGGAUCCCAGCAAUUGCAUUAAUCGGUCUUGGAUAUGUUACUAAGGAAGAACCUGGAAUAGCAAGAGCACUUUUAAUAUUCGCUGUUGCUAGUAAUGUUGCUAUUUAUUGUGGACAUAAUGUCAAUCAUAUGGAUCUUAGUCCAAACUUUGCUGGUCCUUUGAUGGGUAUUACGAAUACCGUGGCAAAUAUUUGUAGCAUUUUGGCUCCGCUAAUUGCCAGUAUCAUCGUUAAACAUCCGAAUAGUGUUGAGGAAUGGAGAAAUAUGUUCUUUUUAACAUCCAUAAUAUAUUUUCUUGGAAAUUUGACUUUUAUUGUGUUUGGUACAUCUAAAAUUCAAGAAUGGAAUGACCCUAUAAAGGAGAAAAAGGAUAUCUCUAUGAGUUCUGCAACUGAAUCAUCGAUGGAAAAGGGAUAUGCACAAAGAGAAAAAGAUACUGAAAAGAUGGAUUUAGGAAAAGAGUCGUAAUAUUGCUCUGAUACUAAAGAAUAUAACAUUAUUCAUAUAAUGUAUUGUAAAUAUUGUGA
Bombus impatiens (common eastern bumble bee) is the source of this 1728-nucleotide messenger RNA. RefSeq names its product putative inorganic phosphate cotransporter. The record is from RefSeq and is a predicted model, not a curated record. NCBI's taxonomy places the organism in Eukaryota, Metazoa, Arthropoda, Insecta, Hymenoptera, Apidae. Gene Ontology annotation, molecular function: transmembrane transporter activity. Bases 158 to 1669 code for a protein of 503 amino acids. Gene Ontology annotation, biological process: transmembrane transport; monoatomic anion transport. The transcript has 7 exons. Gene Ontology annotation, cellular component: plasma membrane.